CAGAGAAAUAAACAAAGAGACACUUUAUGCAGAUGAAAUGCUCAGCUAGAACAGAACAAAAGAGAAUAAGGUAUACACUAUACAGAUACAAAAAAGAAACACAGAAAUGUCACAAAGUGUGGAUGAGAGAAGUGAAGAUGGAGAGCUCAACAUGGCUGCUUGGAUUCUUGGAGUAGAAAAUCUCUCAAUUCAACCCUACCCACUUCCUUCUUUAGGUCCCCAUGAUGUCAAAAUUAGAAUUAAAGCUGUGGGUAUUUGUGGAAGUGAUGUUCAUUAUUAUAAGACAAUGAGAGUUGCUAAUUUCAUUGCUAAACCAAUGGUCUUGGGGCAUGAGUCUGCUGGAAUCAUAGAAGAAGUUGGCACUCAAGUUAAUUCUCUUCAAGUAGGAGAUAGGGUGGCUUUGGAGCCUGGAAUUGGUUGCAAAAGAUGCAAUUUUUGCAAAGAGGGUCGCUACAAUCUUUGUCGCCAGAUGAAAUUUUUUGGCUCUGCUGCCUCUGGAUCAACUCAUGGUUCUCUUGCCAAUAAGGUGGUGCAUCCAGCCAAUUUAUGCUUUAAGCUACCAGAUAAUGUGAACUUUGAGGAAGGAGCUAUGAUUGAACCUCUUAGUGUUGGAGUUCAUGCUUGUCGCCGUGCAAAUAUCAGUCCAGACACAAAUAUAUUGAUCAUAGGAGCAGGACCUAUAGGCCUUGUUGUAUCACUUGCCGCCCGUGCAUUUGGAGCACCAAGAAUCAUCAUUGUUGAUGUUGAUACCUGUCGUUUAUCAAUUGCAAAGGAUCUUGGUGCAGAUGAGAUUAUUCAAGUUUCAACUAACAUCAAGGACAUGGAGGAAGAAGUGGUGCAAAUCCGAAAUGCCAUGGGUUCUGGGAUUGAUGUCAGUUUUGAUUGUGUGGGCUACAACAAAACCAUGUCCACAGCCCUGAAUGCCACUAGCUCUGGGGGCAAAGUUUGCCUCAUUGGAUUAGCUCAAACUGAAAUGACUGUUCCCCUUACUCCAGCAUCUGUAAGGGAGGUUGAUGUGAUUGGGAUAUUCAGGUACAGAAACACUUGGCCCCUUUGCCUUGAGCUUUUGCGCACUGGCAAGAUUGACAUCAAGCCACUGAUAACUCACAGGUUUGGGUUCUCUCAGAAAGAGGUGGAAGAAGCCUUUGUAACCAGUGCUCAAGGGGGUAAUGCUAUUAAGAUCAUGUUCAAUCUUUGAAGUAUUUCUAGCAUUGUUCAAGCCAGAUUGAUAAAUAACCACUUAAAAGAAAAUAAUAAAAGAUGUAUCACAUUUCAUGGCAUAACCAAUAUAGGCAGAUAUCAUGUUCAAUCUUUAUAGGGAGAGAUGGAAAACCUGCCUCCCAGCAAUGCUGUUCCAUUUUGACUACUGUAUAAUUAUAAUAGCCAAAAUGAGCUUAAAUGUUUAUGUAUUCUGAGAGUAAUAUGCUAUUCUAAUUAUAUUUAAUAUAAAACAACUGCUACAAAAAUGUAAGCACAUACUACAUAAAAAUGUG
Gastrolobium bilobum is the source of this 1493-nucleotide messenger RNA. RefSeq names its product L-idonate 5-dehydrogenase-like. Gene Ontology annotation, molecular function: zinc ion binding; oxidoreductase activity, acting on the CH-OH group of donors, NAD or NADP as acceptor. The transcript is spliced from 6 exons. Lineage: Eukaryota; Viridiplantae; Streptophyta; Magnoliopsida; Fabales; Fabaceae. The record is from RefSeq and is a predicted model, not a curated record. Bases 107 to 1198 code for a protein of 363 amino acids.